AUGGAGAAUGAAAAAGAAUAUUUUGGGGACGAUUUAACAAAAGGAGAUGAAGAGCUCGAAGACAUAGUUGUAGGAUUCUCUCCAAAACCUUCAUUCGCUGUUGAUGAAAAGUACAUUGCAUUGCGUGAAAAGGCCAAAGAUGAAAAACAAAUCCCUAAAGAAGAAAGCCUUGGAGCGGAAAUUAAGCCUACAGAUGAAAUAUUGCCGUAUGAAAAGCCGCCAUCGCAGGCUGAAGCUGAAUUUUCCGAAGAUACUUUUUUCGAUGAUAAGCCGAUUGAAGUUGACGAGAAACAGAAAGUCGUGGAGAGCAUUGGAGGAAUGACGGAAAUUGCUGAAGAAGAUACAGAGGGAUUUGAUGAAGGGAAAGAAAUUGCUGAAGAAGCAACAGGAGAAGUUGAGGAAGCCCAAAUAAGUGAACAAGAAGGAGAAGGUGAUUGGCGUCAAGGCUCUUCAAUGAAAGACGCAAGUGCUUUAUCAAGUGCAACAGCUGCAAUAAGAUUGAGCCUAACUAUGGAAUCAGAAGAUUCAAGAAAACCGAGCAUGGCAACAAGAAAAUUCACCAUAAUGUAUCCGGAACAAGCCAGAAUCAAUUAUGAAACCGAACUCGACGAUUUGAUGUUGGGCUUUGAGGAGAUCCAGGCACCCCAGCUGAUGAUGGAUCAAGAAACUGCCGAAGAAGAACAGCAAGUUGAGGAAGAGCAUGAAGAGGAAGAGCCAGCUCUAGACAGAACUCCGUACUACGAAGUACACAAUAAAACCUUAGAGGAAAUUACCGAAAAAAAGGUAAAAAGUUUCAUUUACCAAAAGAUGCUGGCCUUAUACUUCAAACGCAAGAACGUUGAUCAAGUUACAAGAGAAUCCGAUUGGUCAUUGACUCAGCAGAAUAAAUACAAUAGGAAACUGGAAACUUGGCAGGAAUUUUUGGUAUAUGACGAACAAGAAAGAGGCAAUGAGAAUCGCGAGAUACAAAUCGAUAGGCAAAAGAAGGAGGAAAAAUUUAAUAAAUUGCAAAAUAUGUUCAAGCAGAUGCAGACUAAGGAACGGGAAACCGGUGUUGGGUUGAUUUAUAAGAAAAGUGGAAAUGUUAUUGCGGAUAAGUUGGUAGAUCGUUUGAUUCACCGUCAAAAAAACACAAUGGAACAAAUCAGGUCGAUGCGCCUCCAAUGCAUAAAACUGAAACAAAUCCUGCACGAAAAAUACACAAUAAUGUCCGGUUUAGACGAAGUAUCUCCCGGUUUCUUAUUGGCCGAUUACGAGCAAUUAAAAGUAAUCAAUCAAAGUUACGCCGACAAAAUCGAAGAGAAUGACGAAGAAUUGGUAAGGCAGAGAAAAAAAUGCGCCAAUACGAUUCAAAUUCUGGCUCAUAUAAGAGAAAAAUCGACAGCUUUGGAUGACGACGUGAAUGAUUUGCAAAACGAAUUGGCGGAUACCUACGAUGAAUUUGCUAAAGUCCGUGCAGAGUUGAACGAUUAUAAACAGAGACGCGAUUCUUAUCGUCAUCGGAUUAUUAAAAUUAAAAAUGAGUCUGGGCUUUUGACUAAGCCAACUUUGUUGAAGGAUAUGCAAGAGGAAAUGGAUCAUUUUGAGGAACUAACACAACAACUAGAAAUCUGCAAACAACAAAACAUAGAGCUGGCGAAACGUCUCAGAAUAAUCCGAGUGAAAAUCGAGCAAGCUAAAGAAAUGAGAAAAAUAUCAUCGAAAAGACUGAUAAAAAAAGAUACCAGCCUUGUUUCUGGGACCUCAUCAGACACAGACACGAAACCAAUGCUUUAUAGAGGAAGGCCUUCGCUGAUGAUGCCCUUCAUUGACCCAAGGGCUUUCGAUUGCUUGAAAUCCAUCGCACCUCAACUCACUCACGAUCGAAGACUACACAACAUCAAGUGCAGUAAAACAAAAUAA
Messenger RNA from Ceutorhynchus assimilis (cabbage seed weevil), 1902 nucleotides. NCBI's taxonomy places the organism in Eukaryota, Metazoa, Arthropoda, Insecta, Coleoptera, Curculionidae. The record is from the annotation of a GenBank genome assembly.